Molecule: messenger RNA, 3102 nt
Organism: Metarhizium acridum CQMa 102
Lineage: Eukaryota; Fungi; Ascomycota; Sordariomycetes; Hypocreales; Clavicipitaceae
Source: RefSeq, a predicted model, not a curated record
AUGACGGGCACCAAGCUUCCCGAGGUCGAUCCUGUGACCAGGAUGCAGGUAGACGAGUCUGUUGUUGGCCACACCGAGAUCGAUGAAUCCCUUUACAGCCGACAGCUCUACGUUCUCGGCCACGAGGCCAUGAAGCGUAUGGGCGCCUCGAAUGUCCUUGUUGUUGGUCUGAAGGGUCUCGGCGUCGAGAUUGCCAAGAAUAUCGCACUCGCAGGCGUGAAGAGUCUGACGCUCUACGACCCUGCACCCGUUCACAUAUCCGACCUGUCUGCGCAGUUCUUCCUUGCCCCAGAGGAUGUUGGCAUUCCCAGGCACGAUGUGACCGCGCCGCGAGUAGCCGAGCUUAAUGCUUACACCCCUGUGAAGAUACACGAGUCAACUGGCCUGGACGCCGAUCUCUCUCAGUUCGACAAGUAUCAGGUGGUCGUCCUGACGAACACCCCUCUUCAAUCUCAAAAGACCAUUGGCAAUUAUUGCCAUUCCAAGGGCAUCUAUGUCAUAGUGGCAGACACUUUCGGAUUGUUCGGUUCGAUUUUCUGUGACUUUGGCGAGAACUUCACUGUUAUUGACCCGACCGGAGAGACCCCACUGAGUGGCAUCGUCGCUGGAAUCGAUGAAGAAGGCCUCGUAUCAGCAUUGGACGAAACCCGACAUGGUUUGGAAGACGGUGAUUAUGUUACAUUUUCCGAGAUUGAAGGGAUGGAAGGUUUAAAUGGAGCCGAGCCUCGAAAGAUUACUGUGAAGGGACCUUACACAUUCUCUAUCGGCGAUGUGACCGGUCUUGGUCAGUACCAACGAGGUGGCAUGUACCAGCAAGUCAAAAUGCCCAAACCUAUUAACUUCAAGGAUUUCACCACGUCUCUCAAGGAGCCGGAGUUCGUCGUGUCGGACUUCGCCAAGUUUGACCGACCUCAGCAGCUCCACAUUGGCUUUCAGGCUCUUCACGCCUUUCAACUCUCCAAGGGCCGUCUUCCAGACCCAAUGGAUGAUGAAGAUGCUACAGUUCUCCUCGGGGCUGCAAGACAAUUAAUCAAGGAAGAGAACUUGGAGAUUGAACUGGAUGAGAAGUUACUGAAGGAGCUUAGCUAUCAGGCACGAGGUGAUUUGAGUCCAAUGGCCGCCUUCUUCGGAGGUAUUACUGCGCAGGAAAUACUCAAGGCCGUAUCUGGCAAGUUCCAACCCAUCAAACAGUGGAUGUACUUCGAUUCCCUUGAGUCACUUCCUGCAUCGACAAAGCGAAGCCCCGAAGUUUGCAAGCCACUCGGUUCACGAUACGACGGCCAAAUCGCUGUGUUCGGUACGGAAUACCAGGAGAAGAUCGCAAACUUGACCCAGUUCCUCGUUGGAGCCGGUGCCAUCGGUUGUGAAAUGCUCAAGAACUGGGCGAUGAUGGGCCUAGGCACUGGGCCCAGGGGCAAAAUUUUUAUUACUGAUAUGGAUUCCAUCGAAAAGAGCAACCUGAAUCGCCAGUUUCUGUUCCGUGCCGACGACGUUGGCAACAUGAAGAGCGACUGUGCCGCCAAAGCUGUGCAGCGAAUGAAUCCAGACCUCGUUGGUCACAUUCAGACUUUCAAGGAUCGAGUCGGCCCUGACACAGAGGGCAUCUUUGAUGAGGCUUUCUGGGAGAGCCUGGAUGGUGUUACAAAUGCGCUGGACAAUGUUGAGGCCAGAACUUAUGUUGAUCGACGCUGCGUGUUUUUCCGCAAGCCACUUCUUGAGAGCGGUACACUUGGGACCAAAGGAAACACCCAAGUCGUUUUACCUCAUCUUACCGAGUCUUAUUCUUCGUCGCAAGAUCCGCCCGAGAAAGAAUUUCCCAUGUGCACUAUCCGAAGCUUCCCCAACAGAAUCGAGCACACCAUUGCUUGGGCCAAGGAGUACAUGUUCGAAAAAUGCUUCGUCAAGGCACCCCAAACUGUCAAUUUGUAUUUGACACAGCCCAACUUCGUGGAGACCACCCUCAAGCAAGGUGGUAAUCAGAAAGAGACACUGGAAACCAUCCGCAACUACCUCACAACGGAACGACCUCGUACUUUCGAAGAUUGUAUUGCAUGGGCAAGAAUGCAGUUCGAGACGGAGUUCACCAACAAGAUCCAGCAGCUUCUGUACAAUUUCCCCAAGGACUCUGAAACGUCGAGCGGGACACCUUUCUGGUCUGGCCCGAAGCGCGCUCCCGAUGCCCUCAAGUUCGAUCCCAACAACCCGACCCACUUUGGUUUUGUGGUUGCUGCUGCCAAUCUCCAUGCCUUCAACUUCAAUAUUAAACCCCCUGGAGAUGACAAGAACAUUUACCUGCGUGAAUUGGAAAAUGUGAUUAUUCCUGACUUCACCCCUGAUGCCAAUGUCAAAAUCCAGGCCGAUGAUAAGGAACCAGACCCCAACGCUGGUGGCAGCGAAGAUGAGGACGAGCUCCAGAAAAUCAUUUCCAGCCUUCCUUCACCGAGCACGCUGUCAGGUUUCCAGCUGCACCCGGUUGAAUUUGAAAAGGAUGACGACUCCAAUCACCACAUCGACUUCAUCACAGCCUGCAGCAACCUUCGCGCCGAAAACUACAAGAUCGAGCCUGCUGAUCGACACAAAACCAAAUUCAUUGCUGGGAAGAUUAUCCCGGCCAUUGCCACGACGACUGCACUUGUAACUGGUCUGGUAGCCAUGGAGCUGUACAAGGUUAUUGACGGAAAAAAUGAUAUUGAGCAGUACAAAAACGGAUUCAUUAACCUUGCUCUGCCAUUUUUUGGCUUCAGUGAGCCGAUUGCUAGCCCCAAGGUAGUGUACAAGGGGCCAGAGGGCAAGGUGACCCUGGACAAGAUCUGGGAUCGGUUCGAGAUUGGGGAUGUGACUUUGCAGGAGCUCUUGGACCACUUCAAGGCAAAGGGCCUAACAAUUGUCAUGCUUAGCUCGGGGGUUAGCCUGUUGUACGCCAGCUUCCACGCCCCGGCGAAGAUGAAGGAACGCUUGGGCUGGAAGCUCAGCCAACUCGUGGAGAACAUUUCAAAGAAACCAAUCCCUGAACACCAGAAGGAAGUUAUCUUCGAAAUGGUGGCUGAGGACAUGGAUGAGGAGGAUGCAGAGGUUCCUUACAUUAAGGUCAGGGUGCGAUAA